AUGCGUCAUGGAAUCGUCUUCGGCAAUUAUCGGGAUAGGAUUCCCGACUGGAAGCGCUACUUCUUCUUUGUGAAGAUUAGCAAGGCGUCGGUUGGGAAUUUCAAAUCCGAGCAGAUCAAAACCGAUUGGGUUUCUUCGCCGGAUCCACUAAGACGAGCCAGGCCGAGCACCGCCCUUAAAAAUAAAUUCAAUGCUUUGAGGGACCUUAGUCAUCGGAUCUGGCCCGAGGUCGUGGAGAAGCUUGAGAGAGAGAAGAGAGAGAGGAAGGAGAGGAAAGAAGGGAGAAGCAAGCCUGCUGUCCCCGCUACUCCAAUAUCCAGGCUUCGGCGAGGAGGACAUCAUCUUCGGCUCCGGAAAAGGUUCCAGAAGGGGUGGUCGAGCUCGAGUCCCUCCUUCGACCGUGAUGAUGAUGCAUCCCGUCGAGAGAGUGCUCCGUCACGACGUGAUGACGACGUGAUGACUCCGCGGCGGUACCUCGCCGGUUUUGGGAGGAGGAGUUCCUUACUUCUCGCGAUGACGGUCCUUCGUUUAUCCGAGGGUGGUCUCGGGGAGAUGAAUCGCUGA
This is a messenger RNA of Microthlaspi erraticum, 564 nucleotides long. Lineage: Eukaryota; Viridiplantae; Streptophyta; Magnoliopsida; Brassicales; Brassicaceae. The record is from the annotation of a GenBank genome assembly.